This is a messenger RNA of Ilex paraguariensis (yerba mate), 168 nucleotides long. Lineage: Eukaryota; Viridiplantae; Streptophyta; Magnoliopsida; Aquifoliales; Aquifoliaceae. The record is from the annotation of a GenBank genome assembly.
AUGAUGUAUGUUGGAAGCACACUUCCAAUCUUGCCAAUCAUCAUGUGGGAUGAGAAACCCAUUGGAAAUGGAAUGGUGGGAGAAUUGACAAUGGCACUCUCAGAUCUGCUUUGGGAAGAUAUGGCGACAGGACCCGAAACAAAGAGGUUACUUGUUCCUUAUGCCUAA